AUUUUAUUUCCACACACACAAUUAUCAUUACAGGCUGAACCCAAUGCGAUAAUGCAGCAACAAAUUAAAUAUACAAACAGACAAAAACAAGUACUUAUAUCUAACAACAUUAUACAUGGUAUUUAUUUAGUCACCUGCAAUAAUUUACGGGGUGAAUAUAUAGGUCAUACUGAGCAACUUUUACUAUGGGACCAACCCCGAAAUCGCAAAAAAAAAUUAGCUUUUUCAUACAUUAUGGCUGUCUGACCAUGAUAAUUUCUAUGGGAGAGUAUUUUUUUUUUCGUGUUUUCGGGUUUGUUAAAUUAUGGAGUGUGGAUAUAAAAGGAAAGAAAUCUCGUAUGAUAGAACUGUUGCAAAAAUGUCCAGCUGUCAGCUAUAAAUAAUAGUUCCAAAUCUCUCCAGAGUAGCGCUAAAAGUGUCCAGCUGUCAGCUAUAAAUAAUAGUUCCAAAUCUCUCCAGAGUAGCGCUAAAAGUGUCCAGCUGUCAGCUAUAAAUAAUAGUUCCAAAUCUCUCCAGAGUAGCGCUAGAGUAGCUAAGAAUCUAGGCGUUAUUUGAUGACACUUUUUGGUAUAUGGAGAUUUCUUUCCCUACCUCCACCUUCCAUAAGUAACAUAUUAUUGCAAGUCAAUCCUAACAACAAUGUAAAAUUUUGUAUUUUUUGGAGUUUUAUGACCUAGAUGCUGCUGCUCUGUAAGCUAAAACCUAGAAACUUGAGGAAACCUAUGCUGGCGACAUCUAUAAUAGUUAUGUUUUGCAAGGGGGCAAAAUGUUGUUGAACCCUCGUGCUAAUAUUAAUACCCAAGCAAAACAUUCUAAAAUUGAGACAGGAGCGUAGCGAGUUGUUCAAAAAGUUGAAUCUUGAGCGUAGCGAGGGUUUGAUUGAAGACACCAGGGAUAAACUUUUGCUACUGAGUGAAACACAAAAUAUUUCACCACUAACUGGAGGAGAGAAAUAUUUAACAAUCAAAAUCAUCACUUUAAACGUCCACUUUGCCACACUUGUGAAUAACAUGCAACUUCCUAAUCAGUUUUGGAAGAAUAAAUAGCCGUUUUACUAGCUGGUGUGGUAAAUCCUGUGACAAACCCAUGAUACAUGAUGCAGGUGCAGGGAUAGGAGUGUUCAGUACGCUGACGCUGCCCUCAGGGGUCCGCUUCGGGCCCUAUCGGGGCCUGAAGACCCGCGCCGUGACCUCGUCCUACUGUUGGCAGAUUUUCGACCGAGAGCGCAAGCCCUCACACGUUCUGGACGCGCGCGACGCCAACAAGUCCAACUGGAUGCGCUACGUCAACUGCUCGCGGCACUUUAGCGAGCAGAACCUUGUGGCGUUCCAGUACCAGGGCCAGCUGUACUACAGGACAAUAAAAAUAAUCCCUAGCUUCACGGAGCUGCUGGUGUUCUACGGGAGCGAGUUCGCCAGCGAGCUGCGCGUGGACCUGCGGCGGUACCACGCGCCCUGCACACAGACACUCGCAGUAAAAUGUGAAGCUGAAAACGACGUAAUCUCUAAAAUACUUCAUGAAGAGAAGCUUAUUACUGAGACUUCCGUUGAUAACAAAGAAAAUGUGCACAUCCCAGAGCCUCUGGAAGUUGCACCAAUUUAUGAUGAGAAUAAAUGUUCCUCUGAGGGUGAAUUUUUAAAAAGUCAUUUGAAUGAGCAAAAUGAAAAUAUUAGUCAAAAUGAGAAUAAUAACAGUAACAAUAGACAGAUAGUUGAUGGAAAACCCAUUAUCAAUGACAUAACAGAUAGUUAUGUUAAAAAUGUAGCUACAAAUAUUGAUAACAAAGUUAAAACAUAUUCAUGCCCAAUCUGUGAGGGCGCAUUUUUGAAUAAAUGGGAGUUUAUCAACCAUGAUAUUAAAAUUCAUAAUUCAAAGAAAAAUUACAAAGCUUGCACCAUAUGCGAUUAUAAAACUGAAAGAAAUGGUCAUUUAAAACAGCAUAUGGAAACUCAUAACACGCUUGAAUAUAAAUGUGAUAUAUGCGAGUAUAAAACUCCGUAUAGCAAGUACUUACAAAGGCAUGCAAAGACACAUGAAAAAUUUACUUGUAAGAUUUGCAAAGACAAAUUUGAAACAAGUAAAAAAUUACAAACGCAUCUGAUACUUCACCAGGAAAAAACAUAUGAUUGCACAAUAUGUAAGUUGACGUUUCAUAUAGAAAGUGAAUUUAUCACUCAUUUCAAAACUCAUACAGAACAGAGACUUCACAAAUGCACUAUUUGUGGGAAACCAUUCAGAACACCCUCGUGCGUAAGAAGGCACAUGAUGACGCAUAGCCAAGAUAAACCAUACACAUGCGAGAUUUGCAAGUCCGGUUUUAGACAGCCAUACCGUUUGAAGCGCCACAUGAAAGUACACAGUAAUGAAAAACCUGAGGUAAACCAGACAUUCUAAAUUCAACUUUCCUGAAGAACUUAUAAUGAGAUAAUUUUUAUAAAUGUUAACCAAAUGACUUAAAUAAUAUGUUGUUUAAUGAACAAUUUAUAAACUAUGAUUUUAAUAAUAAAUUUAAAUAGGGUAUUAUAAUUAUUCAUAAACGAGGACUGAUAAAUUGGAAAGUCUAUAAUUUGAAUGUUGUUUUGUUUAUGUAACAUAAUAUAACUUGUUUUCAGGCUUAGGACUUUUGGUAGCAUACCGUGGUUUAGAAUCUAUGGAGUCUUGGUUUUGGGACAGAAAAUGUCUGAUGAAAAAAAUUAUAUUUCUGUUUUACAAUUGUAAAGAAUGUGUUUAAUUAGGCGGGUCCACACAGAGAGAGUAUACGCACGAGGCAAUUUCCUCACCCACAAAGCGACCAGUGUAGACGUGCCUCGGCCGAGGCGGCGCGAUCAGGCAACGAAAACGUGCGCGCCGCCCCAGCUCCUCAUCCGGGGCGGCGUCACGUCUACACUGGCCGGUUUGUGCGUGAGAAAAUUGCCUCGCGCGUAUGCUGGCUCUGUGUGGAUCCGCCUAAUAAGAGUGUUAUGUUAUGUCCACUUCUAUUCUCCAUUCAAUAUUUACCAAGAUGUACUGAAGAACCCUCCUCUUCUCUGAUCUUAUCUUAUUAAAUAUUGAUUGGAGAAAAAACUGUAUCUAACAAUUCUUUUCGAUUGUAAAAGAAAAAAAAUUAUAUGUUCCAAAAACGACCCUCCUACCCCAUACCCCAAUCGUUUAUUCUGUUUACUAGAAUUCACGUAAUUUUUACAUAUACAUAUACAUGUAAUAUUUACUCUGACUUUGAAAAAAUAAAAGUUUGCGACUCCAUGGAUUCUAGAACCAUGGUAUGCUGCCAAAAUCCUAAGUCUACUUAUUUUAAUUGUGAUGAUUCUUAGCAUUGUGUUGAUUUUUUAUGUGAUUAUGAUUGAAUUAUUUUUAAUUGUUAAUGUAUUUUAAUUUACCAUGGUGUUCUGAAAAGCUAGAGAAAUAAAGCAAAUCAAUGAA
Cydia pomonella (codling moth) is the source of this 3417-nucleotide messenger RNA. Its product is annotated as histone-lysine N-methyltransferase PRDM9-like. Lineage: Eukaryota; Metazoa; Arthropoda; Insecta; Lepidoptera; Tortricidae. Gene Ontology annotation, molecular function: protein binding. The transcript has 4 exons. Gene Ontology annotation, cellular component: nucleus. Bases 1087 to 2394 code for a protein of 435 amino acids. The record is from RefSeq and is a predicted model, not a curated record.